This is a messenger RNA of Clupea harengus (Atlantic herring), 5882 nucleotides long. RefSeq names its product membrane associated guanylate kinase, WW and PDZ domain containing 3a (gene magi3a). Gene Ontology annotation, cellular component: cell-cell junction; cytoplasm. The record is from RefSeq and is a predicted model, not a curated record. Gene Ontology annotation, molecular function: protein binding. Gene Ontology annotation, biological process: signal transduction. NCBI's taxonomy places the organism in Eukaryota, Metazoa, Chordata, Actinopteri, Clupeiformes, Clupeidae.
GGGAUACCAAUUGACUCCAGUCCCCCGCCUCCCAUUGGUGCCAGGGCACAGCAGUCAGCUACGCUGGACUUCCCUUGCUGCAACUAACAAGAUGAAAAUGCGUGAGAAACUUCUCGGACAGCCCGUAGGCUGUGUGUAGGAGAUAUACGGACGGUGGCGUGUGUGUAUGUGUGUGGGGGGAAUCAAUUCGUGACACACUGUCCGGAAACGUGCUUGAGUGGCCGGUCAGCAUCAAGUUAAAACAGGUAGCCUAUUCCGCGAGCUGCAGGUAUCUUGUUACCGUCUCCCUGGGAAUGCUGGUGCUGAUGUCAUAUUAGAAAAGGAGCAGGUGCGCCGACAGGAUUGUUCUCGACCAAGAGAAAAGCGAUAUAUUGAAUGUUGAAACAGCUCUUAUACGCCCGCGGUAGUAUCAACCCCAACGCAGUGACAGACGCUGGCGAACGCUCAUUCCUGUGAGAUAAAUUUGAAUCGCCGCUCAGGUAAUCGGAGUUCCUUGUGUGAACCUGGUGAGCACCAGGUGUUUGUUUAGGGUUACCUUGGUUGGGUCCUUAUAACGAAUGCGUGGAUAUUUUAAUGGCAUCGAAUGCGUGAAAAUUUCAUUGCUACUGUGUAUGUAUGAACGUGGAGCUGGCUUGUUGUCAGUUAUCUAAAGGAGUAGCCCAUUGCUCCUGCUUCACGCGGCGUGACACGCACUGUCUUGCUUGAGAGAGGUCGGUGCUAUCUCAACAACCGCAGCCGACCUUGACGCUCUGCUGACCGCUCGGAGGAGCUGGAAGAUGAGGGUGAUAUCCGCGCCGCUUCCUGCGGGCCGCUAACCAAGAGAUGUUAAGCGAACACAGCGCGCGCAUUGCCUUUCCGUCCGUCCCGGCAGCAGGAACGUCUCCUAAAAGCGGAGAGAAACUGUUCGUCCACAAAAGCAAAUAUUUCGCCAACAUCCUUCAGGUGUAACGAGGUGAAGAUCACCGACAGUCAUGUCCAAAACACUUAAGAAAAAAAAGCAUUGGUCCGCGAGAGUGCAGGAGUGCGCGCUCUCAUGGGGUAGCGCCGGGGAGCUGGCCUCUUUCGUAGAGGUGCGAGGGGGCGCCGAACGAGGGGAAUUUCCUUAUCUCGGAACAGUGCUGUCGGAUGCGAUGGUUUGUCAUGUCGGCAGGUUCCCGAGCCCCGGAGAUGUGCUGCUGGAGGUCAACGGCACUCCCGUCAGCGGACUGACAAACCGGGACACCAUCGCUGUGAUACGCCACUUUCGAGAGCCUGUUCGUCUUAAGACUGUGAAACCGGGAAAAGUUCUGAACACUGACCUGCGUCACUACUUGAGUCUGCAGUUCCAGAAAGGCUCUUUGGACCACAAGCUGCAGCAAGUCAUCAGAGACAAUCUGUACCUGCGCACAAUACCAUGUACCACCAGGCAGCCCAGAGAGGGGGAGGUGGCUGGGGUGGACUAUAACUUCAUCAAUGUGGAGGAGUUCCGCAUCCUAGAGGAGAGUGGGCAGCUCCUGGAGAGUGGCACAUAUGAUGGAAACUACUAUGGCACUCCUAAGCCGGCGCUGGAGACCGGCGGGGAGCAGGAGGCUGAGUACGGGGGCCUGUUUGAGGAGGACUUUGGGGAGGGGCAGCGCAGGAGGACCGCCUCCGUCAGCAGGAUAGAGCGCAGCAGCUCUGCCCCCGAGGAGGACGACGACGACGAGCUGCAGCCGGCCGUGCCCAAUGGUCUCACAGUGCCGGAUGAUGGCGGGCGGCGGCCGGUGCCUAGCUACACACACCCCCGGAACGCACUGGAGGUGGAGCCCAGCCUGGAACCGCUGCCCGGCAACUGGGAGAUGGCCUACACCGAGACGGGCAUGGUCUACUUCAUAGAUCACAACACUAAGACGACGACCUGGCUUGACCCCCGACAGGCUAAGAAAGCCAAACCUCCUGAGAAGUGUGAGGAUGGAGAGCUGCCAUACGGGUGGGAGCGAAUAGAGGAUCCGCAGUACGGAGUCUACUAUGUGGAUCACAUCAAUCAGAGGACCCAGUUUGAGAACCCUGUGGUGGAGGCCAAGAAGAGGCUGGCUCAGGAGGCCACUGCCAGCCAGCCUGCCCAGAACACAGCUGAGUGUGUAUGUGGGGGUGGGUUCACGCGGGACCCCGGGGCCCUGCGGGGGACUCUGCUGCAGGCGGCCCUGAGGAAGAGCCCGGGGGGCUUCGGCUUCACCAUCAUCGGAGGGGACCGACCCGAUGAGUUCCUCCAGGUCAAGAACGUCCUGAACGAUGGCCCGGCCCAGUACAGUGACAUAGCACCUGGUGAUGUGAUAGUGGAGGUGGACGGUCGCUGCGUGCUGGGAAAGACCCACGCCGAGGUGGUGCAGCUCUUCCAGGCCGUGCCCGUGGGCCAGCAGACCGAGCUGCUGCUGUGCCGUGGUUACCCGCUGCCCGAGGAAUCCGGCUCCAGCCAGGACGGCACCGCCAGCGGGGGCAUCGCCGAGGCCAUCCCCAUCCUCAUGCCCACCGUGGACGGACAGAUGCUGCCCGCCGACGCCCUGGUGUCCCCGCUGGAGCUCGGGGGCGGGGUGGAGAGCACCCUCCUGCAGCCGCAGCUGGUGGAGGUGCCGCUGCAGAAGGGGCCGGGGGGGUUUGGCUUCGCCAUCGCCGACAGCCCGCUGGGCCAGAAGGUGAAGAUGAUCCUGGACGCACAGAGCUGCCGCGGCCUGCUCAAGGGCGACGUCAUCAAGGAGAUCAACCGCCGCAAUGUGCAGACGCUCAGCCACACACAGGUGGUGGACCUGCUCAAGGAGCUGCCCAUAGGGGGCGCCGCCACGCUGCUGGUGCUCCGAGGAGGUCACACGUCUCCUAUAAAGUCUCUCAAGCCGAGUGCCAUGGCCUCACAUCUCAAGCAUGAGAAACAGGAGAAGCUAGAGAAGCAGGAUAUGGCUCCCAGUCCAGAGGUCAUGACCCCCAUGGAGCCACCCCUUCAGUCCCUCCCCUUCCCCCCUAACAUGAUUCGCUCUGCCUCUCCCAAGCUGGACCCCUCCCAGCUCUACCUCAAGUCCAAAGCCAUGCUGGAGAACAAGCCUCCGAACACGAAGGAGCUGGAUGUGUUCAUCAAGCGGGACCAGGAGUCGGGCUUUGGCUUCAGGGUUCUGGGAGGAGAGGGACCCGAGCAGCCUGUGUACAUCGGGGCGAUCGUGCCCCUGGGGGCAGCGGAGCGGGACGGCCGGCUGCGGGCCGGGGACGAGCUCAUCUGCAUUGACGGCGCGCCCGUCACCGGUUGCUCGCACAAGCAGGUGCUGGACCUCAUGACCAAUGCCGCCCGCAAUGGUCAGGUCAUGCUCACCGUGCGCCGCAAAGUCAACUACCUGGAGGGGGUAGAGGAUGAGAUUGCCCAGGUGCUCUCCAGCUCAGCCCAGCCCCAGGUGGCAGCCCAGGCCUACAACGUCACCCUGCAGCGCAAAGACAACGAGGGAUUUGGCUUCGUCAUCCUCACCUCAAAGAGCAAACCUCCUCCUGGAGUCAUCCCCCAUAAGAUUGGCCGUAUUAUAGAGGGCAGCCCAACAGACCGCUGUGGUCAGCUGAAGGUGGGAGAUCGCAUCUCAGCUGUCAACGGCCAGUCCAUCAUGGAGCUCGCGCACAAUGACAUCGUCCUGCUCAUCAAGGAGGCGGGAUCAGUUGUCACCCUGACUGUGGUGCCCGACGAAGAACACAAUGGUCCAGUGUCAGGUACCAGCUCAGCCAAGGAGAGUCCAGCAACACAACACAAAGCUAUGGGCCAGCAACCUGCCAGAGACGACAGGAAUGGAGAGGACAACUCCUUGUAUGGAACACUGGAAAGCUCUGCACAGGGCUGUUUCCCUGUGGAGUUGAGGCGAGGGUCACGAGGCUUUGGCUUCAGCCUGAGAGGCGGGCAGGAGUACAACAUGGGCCUGUACAUACUGCGAUUGGCCGAGGACGGACCUGCUCUCAAAGACGGACGUAUACAUGUUGGAGAUCAGAUAGUGGAGAUAAAUGGGGAGCCCACUCAUGGCAUAACUCAUACGCGUGCCAUAGAGCUCAUCCAGGCUGGCGGCUCCAGAGUGCUCCUGCUGCUGCGGCCUGGACUGGGCCUGGUACCAGACUCCAGUGUGGGAGAGAUGGUGGCCCCCUCUUUCUCAGACCCCCAGCGCCACCCAGCCUGCAGUGACCCCCAUGAGCAUGCCGCCGCCUCCCCUCCCCACACCACUGCCGACGAGCCCCCGCUGCACCCCGCCGACUUGGAGCCCGGCCCCCACACCUCCCACGGCGACCAGGCGUCCAGCCCCAGUCGCUCUGGGAGAGGGGGGGAGCGCUCCCGCAGCCCCCGCAAGAAGGACAGGACCUCCUCUAGCUCCAGCGCCGCCACGACGCCGGCCGGGGCCACCAACACCCUGGACAGGAGGGGGCCCCCCCAGCGGGACGAGCCCCCCCGCUCCACCAGUCCCAGGAAAACCUCUCGGCGGGAGCAGGAGGCAAAGAGACCGGAGGAGGUGGUGAGGGAGAGGAGGCGCAGAGGAGAGGAGGAGCCCAUCCACAGGCAAGACCGAGAGACCGGCGAGGCCAACCCGGACACGACAAAGGGAACCAACGAGAGGCGUCGCAAAGACAAGGGAGCAGCAGCAGCAGCAGCAGGCCAGGUGCAGACACACAAAGAGACAGCUGGGCAGGACGCUGAGGGCGCAACACUCAACCGAAAGACUCACCGGGAUCGAGAGAGCAACAAAGAGAGGGAGAGGGACCGAGAGAGGGAGCGGGAGGGCAAAGCCAGGGAGAGGGAGGGUGGACGGGAAUGGGACGGGGAGAAGAGAGAGAGGGAGGGGAAAGGGAGGGAGAAAGAUGGCAGGGAGGGCAAGCCGAGAGUUGUAGCAGAGGAGGAGAGCAGGAGAGAGGCUAGAGGCUCCAACAGUAGCCUUGCACAGGAGCCCUCAAGCCGGGACAAGAAGGCUCAGAUCACCCCCGGACCCUGGAAGGUCCCCAGCUCCUCCAGGAUCCAGUCCUAGGUGGAAGGACUCUAAAGCAAGACCCUUCACACCACCACAAAGGUCACGGAUGGACUAGGAGCAGUGGAGAAUCUGGGUCAGUCAGGGUCAUCACGGCUAGGGUUAUCAUUUCUGUCCAUUGGACCUCCAGGCUAUGUCCGUCCCCUAGAUUUCAAUGUCCAGCUGAUCAGGACGUUGUGGUCUGGUCUGUCCUUGGCACAGCCAGCAGUGUGAAGGAUUUCUUGUGCCAAACAAACACCAGAAGGACUCUGGACCCACUCUCUCUGGACUCGAAUAGCUUCUUCCAGUCCUGACAAAUGAAGGACACUAGUUGGGCUCUCACUGCAGGUCUGUGAUUCUGAACCAGGACUGUCUUUACUCCUCGGGCUCCCAGCCAGAGGUGCCCAAACCCACAUCACAUCUACCACAUGUAGACCACUCUCCGCAUCAGCUCUGGAAACUGUCUCCAGACGUCUCCAGGCUGAUGUAUACCUAACUAUCUCUGAAGACCAGACACUUGUGCUCAAGCGUAUUGUUUACUACUUGUGUGUUUAUGAAAGAAAUGUGUAAUUUAUGGAGGUAAUAUAACAAAUGUAAUAUAUCUCUCUAUCUCUCUCUCUCUAUAUAUAAAUAUAUAUUCCUGUCCAUAGCCUACUGAGCCAUGACACACAAUGCUUUAAUGCCCUGAGGCUCAGCCAGAGCCUCUUCCUUCCUUCAGGUUUACUCUGAGUGCUCGUCUCUGGAGCAGCUCACAUAAUGUGUUCCACUGGCGUGCAGGUCUGACUUUCAGCAAAGGAGUGUAGCUUUAUUUGUAUGUUGAAUAUUUGUACCACUGGGGGCGGGGAGGAGUUCUUUACGUGUUCUCUGAACGUAGACGAGAGGAAUUGACUGUCAAAUAAAGUGUGGUUGCAUCAA